This is a messenger RNA of Miscanthus lutarioriparius, 1626 nucleotides long. The record is from the annotation of a GenBank genome assembly. Lineage: Eukaryota; Viridiplantae; Streptophyta; Magnoliopsida; Poales; Poaceae.
AUGGAUGGACAGGUAGAGAACUUUGUGGGGCAUGACGAAGGUGGAUUGCCUCAAGUUCCUUACGACGGAGAGCAGCCAAACCCGUAUGAUGAUGUCGCGAAGCAGUACAGUGAAGAGCUUGGUGACCAGUACAACGAGCAACCUGAGCAAGCAGACUUGUACAGUGAGGAAACUGGCAAUCAGUACAAUGAAGACCCAGCAAAUUCUUACCAGGAAGAGCUGGAGAAUGCAUUCAGUGGGGACCCGGACAUGGCCCAACAGGACAACUCGCAGGUCAACAAUGUUGACGAUAACAAAUGGCCUGGAUGGCCAGGAGAGAGUGUUUUCCAUUUACUGGUUCCAGCUCAGAAGGUCGGAGCUAUCAUUGGCCGCAAAGGGGAGUUUAUCAAGAAGAUGUGCGAGGAGACUAAAGCGCGCAUCAAAAUACUUGAUGGCCCGCCUGGUGUACCAGAAAGAGCAGUAAUGAUUUCAGCAAAGGAUGAACCAGAGGCACCUCUCUCUCCAGCUGUGGAUGGCUUACUUAGAGUUCAUAAAAGAAUAACUGAUAGUUCAGAUGGUGAAUCUGGUCGGCCUCAACGAAGUGCUGGUAAUAUAGGACCAACACGACUUCUAGUGCCAUCUUCGCAAGCUGGCAGCCUUAUUGGCAAGCAGGGAGCAACUAUUAAAUCAAUACAAGAUUCUUCUAAGUCCGUUGUCCGUAUUGUUGAGAAUGUGCCUCCUGUUGCACUACAUGAUGAUAGAGUUGUGGAGAUACAAGGCAAGCCUCUUGGUGUCCAAAAAGCAGUGGAAUUAAUAGCGAGUCACUUAAGAAAAUUUCUUGUUGACCGCAGUGUUCUUCCAUUGUUUGAAACACAUAUGAAAAUGCAUGGUAUGCCGAGGGAGCAACCAGUGCCACCUCUCCAGCAUUGGGGCCCUCAAACCUGGGGCCCUCCUCCGAACAUUCCUCCAGGGAUUCAACCACCCUCUAUUGCAGGUUCUCAGGUGACUCAUAACAUGCACAUUCCCCUUGCCUAUGCUGAUGCUGUGAUUGGGGCAGCUGGUGCUAGUAUCAAUUAUAUCCGUAGACACAGUGGCGCAACAGUAACUAUUCAAGAAAGCAGAGGUGCACCUGGAGAGAUGACUGUGGAGAUAAUUGGGACUGCAGCCCAAGUUCAAACUGCUGAGCAACUGAUCCAGAGGCUGCUCCCCCAGGCCCACCGCCAGCUUCUAACCCUCCCGCUCCACCAGUUGAUCCGAGCUAUGGCUCUUACCCACCAGGCCACCACCAUAUGGAGCAGCUCCUUCGGCGGCUGCCAGGCCUCAUCCGCAGCACAAUGGUGGGAGCUACGGUGGCCCGACAUACCCUCCCAGCUAUGGUUAUUAGUAUUCAUUCAAGUAGUAGCAAACCGAGGAUUUGUCCUCUUUUCUUUCCUGAAGGAUCUGUCCUCACGGCGUCUUUUUCCUGGUGUGAUGUUUGUGAGCGCCGACAGUGCGUCCUUAAACUCCGAGCUUUGCAUGUUUGUAUUUGGAGCAACACAUUUGGGCAACUUGUGGACAAACUUGAAAGAUGAAGGUGACCCAAUGUUAUACGGUUUUCAAACAGAUAGAAACAACAUUAUGAAUAAUAGUAUUCUAGUCCGAUCAUGA